Lobosporangium transversale is the source of this 532-nucleotide messenger RNA. RefSeq lists its product as hypothetical. The record is from RefSeq and is a predicted model, not a curated record. The transcript is spliced from 4 exons. Bases 50 to 436 code for a protein of 128 amino acids. NCBI's taxonomy places the organism in Eukaryota, Fungi, Mortierellomycota, Mortierellomycetes, Mortierellales, Mortierellaceae.
UUUCAUCACAUUUCAAUUUUUACAACAUAUUCACAUUGACAUUCACAACAUGCUUCCCGAAAACGCCAUCGGGUUUAUCCUUGUGGCACUCUGCUGGGGGUUCACCAACCCAUUCAUCAAGAACGGCUCAAAGGGUCUAGAGACUAUUAAGCGAAAUUCAUGGAUAUCUCAGGCUGCAGCGGAGUAUUGGUACCUCUUUACCCGCUGGCAGUAUGUAGUCCCGUUGGUGCUAAACCUUUGCGGUUCAGUUGUCUACUACCACACACUGGGUAAAGCUGAUUUGUCCUUGGCCGUACCCAUUACUAACUCGCUUACAUUCAUCUUUACAACUCUGGCUGGCAUCCUCUUGGGAGAGAGCAUAGGAUCGCCUCGUUCGUGGCUGGGGAUGGCGAUGGUAGUCCUUGGUGUAGGUCUCUGCGUUCAGAGUAAGGCAUGAAUCCAUAGAAAUAUCAAAUAGACAUGAAAUAGUGCCAGAUUGUUCGAAGUGUGCCCAAGUUACCAAGUAUACAUUUCAUCUGUGGCUUUGGUCUCA